Molecule: messenger RNA, 2350 nt
Organism: Branchiostoma floridae (Florida lancelet)
Lineage: Eukaryota; Metazoa; Chordata; Leptocardii; Amphioxiformes; Branchiostomatidae
Exons: 2
Coding region: 9-902 (297 amino acids)
Source: RefSeq, a predicted model, not a curated record
UGGGCGCCAUGAGUCUGCAGCCUGCGCCUGUUCUACCCCUACCCGACCCCGGCAAGCUCAGUCUUCCCGACCCCAGUGUCCAGCCCGUACGGCAAAACCCUGGACUCGGCUUGCCGGCAGCCAACCCCAGCGUGCCGCCCGCACAAACCAACUCUGGCCUCUCCAGCGCGCCGCCAACUGAGCAGCCGGCGAGGCCCAACCCCAAUCCACUGGUCGCACCCAAACCCAGCGUGCAGCCAACCGACCAGAGAGGUAAGCAGAAGUUAACUUCAGGCUUCUUUAGGACGCCACGCUCGUCCUCCCGUAUUGAGAAAAACCUGAUAUGGCCACAAGAGGAAUUGCCCGCCUUCUCGAGUGAUUCGGGCAAGCUCACCUACCCUGUAUUGAAUUGGGACCAAUUCCUGGCCGGAUACAUGAAGCUGUUUACUUCUGAAUUGUUGGGUUCGGUCGAGUUGCGAGAGAGACUUAAGCUGGUGCAACAGUGUGCUGAGUAUAAACUGCGCUAUCCAUGGGCCCCUGCUAUCCGUGAUUUUCAUGGGGAAGUGUUACGAGCGGUGGAACGUGGCGAGUUUGACUGGGGCGACUCGGGUUACAAGGACCACGUGGAGCACAUGUACAGGCUGCAUGUACAACCCCACCUGCAGUGCAACACAACACCGAAGACGCAGCGCCCUUCUCAAUCGCAGUCCCAACUGCAGGAGACACUGAAAUAUUGCAAAUUAUUUCAGUCUCAGUCCUGCCCCCUGUCAGAGAUCAUUCACGAAGACGAGCAAUUUGGGGAAGUACACCACAUCUGCGCGAAUUGCCUGAAUCAGCACAACGACGCCGCGUACGACCACGGCGCAUCGGACUGUAACCGGAAAGGUCGUCGUGGCCGGAGUGCGACCGGCAAGCAAGCCUGACCAGAUGGGAGGCUGUUUCAUAUACAUUCAUGACAUUGACUAUAUUCGGGACGAUACUGUUUGUAGCUGUGUGCAGGAUGACGUCAGUGUAUGUUUACCCCUUGAGGACGUCAGUGUAUGUUUAAUCCUUGAUUCUACGAACAUAAUAAAUGACACUACUUGUAGCAUUUGCCCGGAAACACUUGUUCUUGUAAAAUUUCUGUGCCAUGAAGAUGGGAUAUUGCUGAUUUGCGUAGCCCUUACUUUGAGUUCCUAUGACUGUUUGUGCACAGAAUAUUGUCAACAAUUGUCUUCAAAAUCCUAGGUGUUGCCUUCGUGCACAUUAGGUAUUACCGGUUGUAUGCCGGUGUGUUCACAUCGAUAUUGCUGUGCCAUUUAGAUGGGAUAUUGCUGAUUUGCGUAGCCCUUACAUUGAGUCCUCUAUGACUGUUUGUGCACAGAAUAUUGUCAACAAUUGUCUUCAAAACCCUAGGUGUUGCCUUCGUGCACAAUAGGUAUUACCGGUUGUAUGCCGGUGUUUUCACAUCGAUAUUGCUGUGCCAUUUAGAUGGCAUAUUGCUGAAUUGCGUAGCCCUUACAUUGAGUCCUCUAUGGCUGUGCACAGAAUAUUGUCAAAUUGUCUUCAAAACCCUAGGUGUUGCCUUCGUGCACAAUAGGUAUUACCGGUUGUAUGCCACAUUACUACUUGUAGCAUUUGCCCGGAAACACUUGUACUUCAGAAGACUGCCAAUAUGCGGCAUGAUAUCGAUGAUUCUAAACGGAAUAGUAGCGAAUAUAUGUUUGUAUGCCCUGAUAUCAGUAGCCUUUGCCCAGAGAGUCUUGUACUUCAGAAGACUUAAAGUGCCGAUAAUGUUUGUCUUCAAAACCCUAGGUGUUGCCUUCGUGCACAAUAGGUAUUACCGGUUGUAUGCCACAUUAUUGUACAUCAACCAUGUUACGUAGGAAGUUUCAUCUAGCAUUUCUGUAGCCUAUGGUACAAGUAUGUUAUGUAUCAUGUUAUACUGUUGCCUUGGGUUAUACUGUAUAUAUCUGCUGGUUUCUUAUACUUCUAGGGUGCGGGGGUGCCUCUCUUACGGCUGCACGGGGUGUCCGCUCUUAUCGUUCCCUUAGCCCUGGGUGUUGGCGGUUUCCUUCUAGUUUUUGGCGGGUUUUCUUGUACGCAUAUGAAACGUUAAGCAUUAAAACUCACAACUGCCACCCCAGGGCUUCUGUCUUCUAUGCUCCAGUCUCAGUAGUUAGGAACGAACUAGACAAUUGUGAUAGGAUGAGCGGACAUCCUGUGUAAUUGGAUGAGAGGCACCCCCACACCUGGGAUGGUUUAUUCCAUGAUACCACGUGACUAGAUGUGAUGCAGUGACUUUUACUCUGCACGUUUUUUCCCCACCCUCCCAUCCCAGGGUUUUCUUGUACGCAUAUGAAACGUUAAGCAUUAAAACUCACAACUGCCA